GUGCGGAGGGAAGCAGGAAGUGCCUGCGAGUGGAGCCGGCGAGCCAGCGGCUGCGGGCUGAUGGAAGUGGAGUGGGGGCUUGAGAGGGCACCGAACCGUAUCCAGCAUGCUCCAAGGCCACAGCCCUGUGUCCCAGGCCUUGCUGGGGACCUUCUUCACCUGGGGGAUGACGGCGGCUGGGGCGGCUCUCGUGUUCGUAUUCUCUAGCGGACAGAGGCGGAUCUUAGAUGGAAGCCUCGGCUUUGCUGCAGGGGUCAUGUUGGCCGCCUCCUAUUGGUCCCUCCUGGCCCCAGCGGUGGAGAUGGCCAUGUCCUCUGGCGGCUUUGGCGCCUUGGCCUUUUUCCCUGUGGCCGUCGGCUUCACCCUCGGAGCUGCGUUUGUCUACCUGGCUGACCUCCUGAUGCCUCACCAGGGUGCAGCGGAAGACCCCCAGACAGCCCUGGCACUGAACCUCGACCCUGCGUUGAUGAAGAAGUCCGACGCUGAGGGUCCCAGGCUGCUCUUCCCCGAGAGCGAGCUUUCCAUCCGGAUAGGUAGAGCUGGGCUUCUUUCAGACAAGAGUGAGAACGGCGAGGCAUAUCAGAGGAAGAAGGCGGUGACCCCCGACCUCGCAGGGGGCCCCGCCGCCCCCGUGCCGUCCCGAGGGAACCCGGCGCAGCCCGGCGGCAGCAGCUGGAGAAGGAUUGCACUGCUCAUCUUGGCCAUCACCAUACACAACAUCCCAGAGGGCCUUGCUGUUGGAGUUGGAUUUGGAGCUGUGGAAAAGACGGCAUCUGCCACCUUUGAGAGCGCCAGGAAUUUAGCCAUUGGCAUUGGGAUCCAGAACUUCCCGGAGGGCCUGGCUGUCAGCCUCCCCCUACGAGGGGCUGGCUUCUCCACCUGGAGAGCCUUCUGGUACGGGCAGCUGAGCGGCAUGGUGGAGCCCCUGGCCGGGGUCUUCGGAGCCUUUGCGGUGGUGCUGGCGGAGCCCAUCCUGCCCUACGCUCUGGCCUUCGCUGCCGGCGCUAUGGUCUACGUGAUCAUGGAUGACAUCAUCCCCGAAGCCCACGUCAGUGGUAACGGGAAACUGGCCUCCUGGGCCUCCAUCCUGGGUUUUGUGGUGAUGAUGUCGUUGGAUGUUGGUCUGGGCUAGUGCUGAAAUACUCCGGACCCCAGGAAAGGCAGCACGAGGACACGGCCAGGGUUGGCUUCUGCGGGACCACAGCCUCUUUCUUCACAUUGCAAUGUCUUCCCUUUCUCUCCUUUUCAUCUCAUUACCCUGAUGGACUCUGAUUAAAAUAUGAGAAUUUUUAGUUUUCUUUUAAGGGAGAUAGUGGUUUUAUUUGGAAUUUCAAGUAGUCACAGAACGACAGAUUUUUGCGUCUUGGCCACUAAAUGGAAUCUUUCUUCGGUGGGAUAACCAAGGACCUACAGAUCCGGGAACUCUCUGCUUUUGUACCUUCAGUCUCCCUCACUGGAAUCAAUGGCAACUCCUCAAGUUCACCUACAGAAGUAAGCUACCAAGAGAGAAGUCUCCCAAGCAUCUUUGCCUAGUGACUCAGAGCAGAAUGGCCAGGACAUUCCCGAUCUUUUACCAUUGGUCCUCUCUGUCCAUCAAGACUGGAACAGGAGCACUGUGGACAAAGCAAUCUAUUUCCCAAGGCUCAGGGAGGAACAUACCUUCCUCUGCCUCCCCCAGGGGAGGUGCUGCGUGGAAGGAGGCACAGACAAAGGGAAGAAAAUCAGCUAGUCUUUCUCUCUUUCUUUUUCUGUAAGGCAAAGAUUGACACUAUUGAAGUUAAGGGAAUUAGGGUAACUGUGAGCACUCAGUGACCCCUGUGAAGGGAGGACAGGGUGGAGCUUUGAUCAGAGACCUCUGCUCUCUCUGGAUCCCAAGGGCAAACUGGUUUGCCAUGGUUUCCAAGUCCCCCAGACGUGUGCUUUCCAAGUUCCCCAGACAUGUGCUUAGAUAAGCUUAUAGCGUUCACGGUUCUAAGAGACUUGGGGAUACCAGCAAACUGCUAGUACUCAGCCUCUUCAAUUACUUACAGAAGGAGCCACCUCAGCUCAUUUAAGUGAAAGAAAGACAUUUGGAAUCUGCCCUGGGUCCUUCUCUGUUGACCAUUCGGUAACUUGUAACCUGACCCAGCGCGCUUAAGCUGCUUUGUUGGAAUUUGGCCAGAGAGCUCAGGAUGAGAAAGGAAGAGGGGUAGGAAAAGAAGAGGUGUUUUUCACAUGUCCCUUUGAAAGUAAAUUUUAGCCAAGUCAUCAUUCUAAAAUGACCCUAAAGAGUGACUUGAACGAGACUAGAAGCCAGUCUACUCCCUUCUAGACAUAGCUUCUUCUCCACCAGGAGUGACAUACCUUGUCUGCUUCAAACGUAGCUAAGACCCUCCAUCCUCACGGGUCAAAGGAGCAUUUGGGACCUUGAGAGGGUUCUGCUGACAAGCAGGCAGCCUGGGAGCCAGGCAUUCGGACAUGGUGUCGUCAAUGCCUGCCCCGCGUUCACGUCUCAUCGCUUCCAAGGGUGAAUACACUGUGCUGGGGAAACCCUACGACCGUAUGCUGGAUCUGUGUACGUCCUUCCAGAGCACUGAUGAUCAAAACUGAAGACACAUUCAGAGGUUUGAUUGGUGGAAAUUCAUUGGUUUGGUGGUUGGCACGUGGGUGUUUUUACGUCUCUGUAUGUAGUUCUAUAUAAUGCAGGCUUCUUUCUGAUGGACAAGACCUCAUAACUGUGAUUCAUACCAAUAAAGGGAUUAUUGUUGUGGA
Hippopotamus amphibius kiboko is the source of this 2751-nucleotide messenger RNA. RefSeq names its product solute carrier family 39 member 11 (gene SLC39A11). Gene Ontology annotation, molecular function: zinc ion transmembrane transporter activity. The coding region runs from base 107 to 1132 and encodes 341 amino acids. Gene Ontology annotation, biological process: zinc ion transmembrane transport. The transcript has 10 exons. Lineage: Eukaryota; Metazoa; Chordata; Mammalia; Artiodactyla; Hippopotamidae. Gene Ontology annotation, cellular component: membrane. The record is from RefSeq and is a predicted model, not a curated record.